This is a messenger RNA of Rhincodon typus (whale shark), 2372 nucleotides long. RefSeq names its product mitochondrial ribosomal protein L16 (gene mrpl16). Gene Ontology annotation, cellular component: ribosome; mitochondrial large ribosomal subunit. Bases 124 to 897 code for a protein of 257 amino acids. Gene Ontology annotation, biological process: mitochondrial translation. Lineage: Eukaryota; Metazoa; Chordata; Chondrichthyes; Orectolobiformes; Rhincodontidae. The record is from RefSeq and is a predicted model, not a curated record. The transcript is spliced from 4 exons. Gene Ontology annotation, molecular function: structural constituent of ribosome; rRNA binding.
UGAAAGGCCAAAGGGAGAGGCUUGGGGCUGUCCCGCUUCCGCCCGAACCGCAGGCGGAACGUUUGUGUGGGCCCGGCCGAGUGUCUGUUCCGGGGGUGUCGAUGUGAAUGUGACACCACUGCAAUGGCUGUUCUUCUCCGGCGCCUGGGCUUGGCUCGUCUGGGAGUUAAUAACAACAUCGGCUGUACAGGCCUAUAUCAGAUUGAUACCAAGGUUCUUCCUGCUGGACUAAAGACGUAUGAGCUUCCUCCCCGUUAUGAUGAUGUGAUCAUCCCGGAGAAGCCAAAACUAAAAUUCCUCAAUAAAGUCCCUAACUACAAGAAACCCAGGCGGUGGAUGAAAAGGCUGGGAGACAUCCGUGGACCAGCAACACGGGCUAAUACACUCACCCAGGGAGAGUACGGCAUUAUAGCUCUUGGAGGUGGUUAUCUUCACUGGGGUCACUUCGAGAUGAUGCGCCUCACCAUUAACCGACGAAUGGAUGCCAAAACCAUGUUUGCUCGCUGGCGUGUAAAUGCUCCAUAUAAACCCAUUACACGCAAAGGGUUAGGUCAGAGAAUGGGCGGUGGGAAAGGAGCCAUUGACCACUAUGUCACUCCGGUUAAAUAUGGCCGGAUUAUUGUAGAGUUUGGAGGUCGGUGUUCCUUUGAGGAAGUGGAACCGUUUUUAUCAGAAGUUGCAAAAAAACUGCCCUUUCCCGCAAAGGCAGUCAGCAAGAAAGCCUUGGAGGAUAUGUUGAAGGAAGAUGAGCAAAAGGCCAGAGACAACCAGAAUCCCUGGACUUUUGCAAGAAUUGCAACAAUGAACAUGAUGGGGAUCCGCAAAGUGUUGAGCCCAUUUGACUUAAAGUAUCAUGGUAAAUUCUAUGGGAAAUCACGCGUACCUAAUCGUGUGUGAAGAUUAAAAUAUGUGACAGAAUGUUCUCUGUUUUAAUCUGUUUAUUUUGAUUCAAUAAGGGAUAUUGUAUCAGAGCACGUUUUAAACACUUCCAAUCUGCAAGUAGAGUGCAUCCUCGGAUUGGAAGGAUCAUGCCAAGGAUUUGGAGAGUUCUAGAUUCAUGCUUACCAAGGGAAUGUUAAAGGUGUUGUCUUUUGGAUGAUAAUCUGAGGUUUAGUUAGCUGCACAUCCAUAAUCCUCUUGCUGCAUUCAAAGAGCUCUUCCUGUCCUGUGCCCACUCACUUCCUUCAACACAAUUUGCCGUGGUGGGAUUUGAACCUAGGACCCCAGAACAUUACCUGGGUCUCUGGAUUAACAGUCUAGCGAUAAUACCACUCUUGUGGAUAGCUUUAUAGUUUUAAAACUAAUCUCUUUCCCUUUUUCUCACCACCUGUCCCUAACAAGUUCCAAUUUAAUUUUCUUCCUUUUUUAAACAGCGCUGCGAUAUUUCUCCAACAACUGUCUGAACUCUGACUUUGUAAAGCCCUCACCAUACUGUAGUGUGGUUACAUAUAAAAUGGGAGAUUCUUUUUCAUGUGUUGGGGAUGCCGGUGAUGAAUAUUUGCAACACAUGCAUACUUGCAAACAUAUGUGGAGAUAUCAAAUGAAAAAGAAUAAAUAGAUUAUUCAGUUAGCAACAGCUUACUUGUAAAACAACUGAGACAUAAUGUUUGUCAGUGUCUUUGCUUAUAAGAUGGAGUCAGCAGUCUGAAGUUCCUUUAAGAAUAAUUGGCAGUUCAAGAAUUGCGGAUAACUUCUUCUCAUUAAAUUCCUUCAAAGGUCAGCUGAGAAAUAUUUCUGAAAUGUCCUUGCUGAUUUGCAGUUUUUGACAAAAGAAAGUUAAUGAUAUAGAGCACAAAAUGAACUUUUCCUGCCUUUUCCUUUGUAGCCUGAAGUUAGGGGUUUCAGUAUAAUAAGUGGAUGUUGUAUGAAGGAUCUAAUUGACAGCUAUUUUAAAAUGGUUUGGUUACCACGCAGUUGGAUUCAGCACUGUGCCAGUCAUGUGACCAAGCUUUUUUUUUGGUGGAGGGUCUGCUGUGAAGUGAGGAAACAGUUACCAUCAAGACAAAAGCUUGUGUUGCAAAUAAUCAACUAUCUAUGGUGCCCCUCAAGUUGUGUGGAGUAAUUAACAUCUCCUUCCAGGACAGGGAUAACUUGUGAUUCUUUUGCAGCUGCUCAUCUCUGUAAUAAUUUAUAACAGAACAAUUAACAUUCCACUCCCCAUCAGGAGGCACGUGAGAUGUUCUUUGGCUGACUUUAACUUCUGAGAAGUUUUUGGAAGAUUACUACUAAGUCCAGUCAUGUGAUUCUGGUCGCCAUCUUUAUUGGACUGUUCCAUGUGUUUUUAAACCAGUCACUAAAUAUAUCAAAAAUAUGUAUAAAAGUUGGAUGUUUUAAUUCAUUCAUGACAAUAAAAGUGAGUGAGAGUUUGUUAA